AUGAAUUUACCUAAUGGGAGCUGCAUUAUGGGGACAAGACCGAAACGACCGAGCCUCCUACGGUCGAGCGUCACCGAACCAUCAAUCACAACACACAAUGCCCUCCGGGGCUCUCUUGUCAACCCAGCCUGUCCAAAGAAGGCAACUGAAUUGCUUAGCAAAGCCUGGAUCUACCCUGUUACGAGGCAGAUCAUCACCUCAAACUGUUCGUCGGAGCGAUUACAACAGUCGACCACGGUCAUGGAUGCUCGCGGGGAGCAGCAACACACUGUCGCGCACGCCGACAAAUAUGGUGGCGAUGACCUGCCACAGGAGUCUCAAUCAGAUUGUUACUUCAGUUUCCCCAAUUUCGACAAAUGGAGUAUAUCGGAGCCAUGCGGCACCAAAGAGCCUAACUGA
This is a messenger RNA of Purpureocillium takamizusanense, 399 nucleotides long. RefSeq lists its product as uncharacterized. The record is from RefSeq and is a predicted model, not a curated record. The transcript is spliced from 3 exons. NCBI's taxonomy places the organism in Eukaryota, Fungi, Ascomycota, Sordariomycetes, Hypocreales, Ophiocordycipitaceae. Bases 1 to 399 code for a protein of 132 amino acids.